GAAAACUACCACAAUCCUAAAUCAAAAUGCUCAGUAUUGUUUGAACAUUCGAUGGAUAAUGGUGCUAGUCUGGGGGACUACCGUCUGUACGAGAUAUUAAUAUUAAGUUUCUGUCUGAUCGCUGAAAUUUUUAAAACUGACUAGAUUAGCGUUAAUUCCCACAACAUUCUUGAACAGGAACUAAAAUUUUAGCAAUAUACAAUGGGUUGUGUAUGGGUUGGUCUGGCGUGUCUUUUGGCGGUCAUCCUUAGUUUCUCCUCCAAGGCCCCAUACCAGCUUAAAAUGGCAAUUUUCAUUAUUGGAUCUGGUACUAUCGUACUUAUUUGCAUACCCCUCAUGAUGUUUAAGCCGCGGGACUAUCGAAACGCGUUUAUACCUGCAUGGGGCUGUCGACAGCUUUGCAAAGCGUUGGGCGUUACAAUGGAGGUACGAGGUCUUGAAAAUAUUCGGGCGGAACACGGCGCUGUUGUGCUAAUCAAUCAUCAAAGCUUUCUUGAUUUGUGCGGUUUAGCAUAUUUAUGGCCAGUAAUUGGGCGAGCAACGGUAGUGUCAAAAAAAGAAGUUCUCUUCUUUCCUUUCUUUGGGUUCGGUGCUUGGCUGUGGGGGACUCUUUUUAUUAAUCGCUCCAGCAAGAAAGAUUCCAUCAGUGCAUUGCAGAAGGAAUCCAAGGCUAUCCAAGAACGGAAUUGUAAACUAUUAUUCUUCCCGGAGGGCACGCGCAACAUUAAAGAAACAUUACUGCCAUUCAAAAAAGGUCCCUUCCAUAUUGCCCUUCAAUGUCAAUGUCCUAUCCAACCGGUUGUUAUAUCUAAAUAUUAUUUUCUAAAUCGUGAGAAGAAAUCGUUCCGUCCAGGACACGCCAUCAUUCACAUCUUACCUGAAAUUCAUACAGCUGGAUCUGCUGUAGAGGAUAUGGCUAAAAUUAUUGAAUCUACAAGAAAUGCCAUGGAGAUUGAGUAUACAAAAUUAUGUCAAGAAAUACGAAGACGUGGACAUUAGUUAAUUAAAAAGUUUAUACAUAAAUACAUAUAAACGUCCAUUACAUACAUAUGUACAACUUUGGAUAUAUAUAUUUAUGUUCAGAGGUUUCCAAUAAGAGUCAUAUGAAUUCUUUAAAAAACACACACUAAGUGUUUAGGAAGUUCAAAUGUUUUUUAUUCAAUGUGAAG
Molecule: messenger RNA, 1169 nt
Organism: Bactrocera tryoni
Lineage: Eukaryota; Metazoa; Arthropoda; Insecta; Diptera; Tephritidae
Gene: Agpat2
Product: 1-acyl-sn-glycerol-3-phosphate acyltransferase alpha
Exons: 5
Coding region: 202-999 (265 amino acids)
Biological process (GO): phosphatidic acid biosynthetic process
Cellular component (GO): membrane; endoplasmic reticulum
Molecular function (GO): 1-acylglycerol-3-phosphate O-acyltransferase activity
Source: RefSeq, a predicted model, not a curated record